CAAAUGCCAGCCAUGGAUGGGCUGGAGAAAGUGUCCCAGCGUGAGCUGGAUGCCUGGAUUGCCAGGAACCUGGAGCCCAGCACCGCUUUCAGCAGACAGGUGAAGGAGACGGUGAGGAAGAUCUGCGAUUUCCUCAAGGAGCAGUGCUUUGACAGCAUUCGCGUCCACAAGACAGUCAAGGGUGGCUCAACAGGCAAGGGCACGGCCCUGAAGAACAACUCCGAUGCCGAUGUGGUGGUCUUCCUCAGCUGCUUCUCCAGCUACCAGGACCAGAAACAGAGGCGAGCUGAAAUCCUCAACCAUAUUGAGAGGAUGCUCAAACAAUGCAGAAAUACGCUGACAUUCUCUGUGAUGAUCAUCAAUCUCCGGCGCAAGGGCCGCUACGGCUCAUCCGCGCGCUCCCUCAGCCUCACCCUCCAGUCCACGUCGUACUCAGAGUCCGUUGAUGUUGAUGUCCUGCCUGCCUACGACGCCUUGGGGCAGGUGACUCAGGACACUGUGCCAGAUCCUAACGUGUACGUGAGACUCCUGGCUGCGCAUGGGGAGCUCAGCGAGUUCUCUCCCUGCUUCACUGAACUGCAGAAGUUGUUUGUGAAGCGGUGCCCUGCCAAGCUCAAGAACCUGCUGCGCCUGGUCAAGUACUGGUACAAGGAGGUUCUCAAGCCACGGAACCUCUCGGCAAACCUGCCCCCCAAGUACGCCCUGGAACUGCUAACCAUCUAUGCAUGGGAGCAGGGCACGGGGGCUAGUGAGGACUUCAGGAUGGCUGAAGGCUUUCGCACCGUGCUGGAGCUGCUGUGCCAGCACCAGAAGAUCCUCAUCUACUGGGAAAAGUACUACUCUCUCCAGCACCCUGAUGUGGGCAGCUUUGUGAAGAACCUGCUGCUGCACAGCUCACGCCCUGUGAUCCUGGACCCCGCAGACCCAACAGGGAUCCUGGGUCAACGCGCAGAUUGGGCUGCAGUGGCAAAGGAGGCUACUCGUUGCCGUUCUCUGCCCUGCAUCGCCUUUGCCCAUCCCUGGAAUGUGCAGCCGGCUCGACCCAUCACAGUGGAGAUAAAGCGUCUGACAGGCCACAGACUGACCAUGAACGUCAGCCUGGACACCACCAUCCUGGACCUGAAGAAAAGGAUCAGCGAGGAGUGGGACAUCCCUGUAUAUCAGCAGUGCCUGGGCCAGCAGGAACCAGGCCGGGCUCCCCUCAUCCUGCAGGACAGUGCAACCCUGGCUGCCUCUGGCUUCUUCUGCAGCACCACGCUGAUGCUGUUGCAAACCGAGGACAUGGAGGUCCUGGUGAAGGAGAACAGCCGCACCACCCCCUACACCGUGCGGCCCACCGAUACCGUCCGGCAACUCAAGCAAAAGAUCUACGAAAAGCAGCGUGUUCAUGUAGACCAGCAGCAGCUGAUGUUUGACUCCAGGCAGCUGGAAGAUCAGCACACGCUGGCGCACUACGGCAUCCAGAGCAAGAGCAUCAUCUACCUGCUCCUGCGUCUCCGUGGGGGCACAGGCCCCCAGCGCCCCCGCUUCCCUGCUUCCUUGCCCUCCUAAGCAUUGCCUGGG
Messenger RNA from Tinamus guttatus (white-throated tinamou), 1563 nucleotides. RefSeq names its product 2'-5'-oligoadenylate synthase 1. Gene Ontology annotation, molecular function: double-stranded RNA binding; protein binding; 2'-5'-oligoadenylate synthetase activity. Gene Ontology annotation, biological process: negative regulation of viral genome replication; regulation of ribonuclease activity; defense response to virus. The record is from RefSeq and is a predicted model, not a curated record. Gene Ontology annotation, cellular component: membrane; cytosol; nucleoplasm. NCBI's taxonomy places the organism in Eukaryota, Metazoa, Chordata, Aves, Tinamiformes, Tinamidae.